Messenger RNA from Astrephomene gubernaculifera, 1596 nucleotides. The record is from the annotation of a GenBank genome assembly. NCBI's taxonomy places the organism in Eukaryota, Viridiplantae, Chlorophyta, Chlorophyceae, Chlamydomonadales, Astrephomenaceae.
CUUACCUUUAGUUACUUACAAUUGCAUUCGCUGCAACAUCUACGUGAGGGAAAUACAGCAUACAAGCACCGCUGCCGCGAAGCCUACGACCAGGCUAAGUUUACAACCUUUAUCUAUUCGUCAAAGCUUACCAAAGACAUGUACUUCACAGACCCCAACUUGUCCUAGAUAACUCACAUUAAUGCCGAUCCAUAGGGUACUGGCCAAACAGUCCAUCAGCUUUUAAGCAGGAUCCAGCUUCAGCCCUUAAAUGCUUCCCAAGCGUUUGGUUUAGCUUCUGUGCCAUAUGACGCCCGAGCAACAGCCUCAGAACGGGUCACAUGGGCAUGUAGAGCAAGGCCCUGGCCCUCCAGCAGGUCAUGUUCGACGGCAAAGCUCUAAUGUCGGUCUAAGCAGCCAUGGAACAUCACACAAGCGCCCGGAAGUGGACCGCUCAGACUAUGCAGUUGGCCAGACGCUUGUCGCAGUUGUAAAUGACCCCAGGGCGGAUGCCCAAAAGAAUUGGGGUACCUGGCUAGGCUUGGGCUUUCGAGUUCCAGAUGUCAGCUGGCAAGAACCCCCGCCCCCCAUCGACUCCAUGCGAUAUCCACCCAUUUCCCACCGCGACUUGGCCAAGUACUUGGCGCUGGUCUCCGAAGGUCGCUAUAAACAAUUCCAGCAGGAUCGCCAAAGCCUUGCAGUUGGCGGCAUUGCACAGCAGCUCGGCGACACGGACGACGAUGAUGAUGAGCAGGAUGACGAGGAUGGCUUGGCGUACCUUCCAUACGGACAGUCAGAGCAGGGCUCAGCGGAAGGGGAAUACAGCGCGGAACAUGGGCGCGCAGGGGAGCAUGGCGGCAGCAGCGGCGGCGGGGGCAGCAGCAGCGGCAUGCCGCCGGGGCCCUCCACAGCAGAUGGGGACCCGCAGCAGCCCCAGCAGCAGCGAGAGGAGGAAGAGCGGGAGGAGCAGCAGCAGCUGCGGCGGCGGAGGCGGGAGAGGCCACCGCGGCUGAAGCAGGGCGAUGGGCUGGUGACAGCGCUGCAGGUGGUUCCCCCGCUCUUCUUCAAUGAGGACUUCUCCCUUAGCAGACCCGACAUCUUCGAGGCCAUCUGCGGCUGUGAGGACGACGGGGAGAUGUACGAGCGCAUAGACAAGCUGAGCGCAGCCCUGGACCUGGUAGAGACGCAGCUGAUGCGCGAGAUCGCCUCCCGCUCCCGCGCCAUCAUGGGGGCGGGCAGCUGCGUGCACCACCUGCAUGCGCGGGUGGCGGGCACUCGGCAGCACGUGCAGAGGAUACGGGACAAGCUGAGUGACAUGGACGAGGUGACCUACUCCGCGACGCUGCGGGUGGCGGCGCUGCAGCGGCGGAGGGGCAACCUGGCGGCAACACUGGAGCUGGUCAAGCAACUGGAGGAGGUGGCAGCGGCGCGAGCAGCCCUGCCGCUGCUGCUGGAGUCGGGAGAUUACGCAGCCGGUCUGGAACUGCUUGACAAUCUGUCCCACGCCGCGGGGGCGCUGGUGGCGGGCGGCGUGCGCUGCCUGGCCAGUCUGGCCCCGCAGCUGGUGGAGCGGCGGGGCGAGGUGGAGGCGGCGCUGCAGGCGGAGCUGCUGGGGGC